This is a messenger RNA of Calypte anna (Anna's hummingbird), 3811 nucleotides long. It is a transcript of the gene NCOA4, whose product is annotated as nuclear receptor coactivator 4. Lineage: Eukaryota; Metazoa; Chordata; Aves; Apodiformes; Trochilidae. The transcript has 10 exons. The record is from RefSeq and is a predicted model, not a curated record. Gene Ontology annotation, biological process: response to hormone; intracellular iron ion homeostasis. Gene Ontology annotation, molecular function: transcription coactivator activity. The coding region runs from base 253 to 2058 and encodes 601 amino acids.
UCCGCCCGCUCUCCGCUCACACACCCCGGCGGAACACCGCCUGCUCUCCGCUUCGGCUCCGGGUAGGGUCGCGUCCCGCAUCAGCGAGCAAGGAUUUGGAGCGGAAUUUGGGGCUGAGAAAGAGUUUUACGUGAGCCAGAAAAAGGAUUGUUGGAGUCCGUGCCUUUGCAGAGUGGAAGGGUGAAGAUGGAAAGGGCUCUGUAAGCAGAAGGCUGCGGGAGUGCUGCUUUCCCCCGACAGAACACUUCAAGAAUGAGUCCACCACAAGACAGAAGUAGAAAUUCCUGCAGCAGUGAGCCUCUGGCAAAGUGCCUUCAAGCAAAGAAGGACUUGGAAACAGCUAUAUCUGGAAUUGUUAAAGCUGAACAACAGAUUAAAGAGAACUGGCAGGAGGUGAAAGCCAAGAUUCACAGCCACAUCAGCCGCCACCUGGAAUGCCUGCGCAGCCGCGAGGUGUGGCUGUUCGAGCAGGUGGAUCUCAUCCAGCAGCUGAAAGAGGAGGCCUUGCAGCAGCAGGCACAGCAGCUCUACUGGUAUUUGGGACAAUUCAAUUGCCUUAUUCAUCAGCUGGAACGCUCCUAUAGCAACGAACUAGCAAAUCAGAUUUCAGUUUGCCUAGAAAGACUGGGGAAUCUUACUCUUAAACCAGAGGAGUCUUCCAUCCUGAAUUUUGAGGCUGACACGUCUUACCUUCGCCAGGCUAUUACCUCAUUUGGUUCUAUUAAAACAAUGCAAACCUCAGAGAGAGAGAGUACUUCUUCCUGGUUCCCAGGUCAGAAUUGUGCCCUAGUGAACUGUGAGCAGCAGAAAACAUUGUGUGGGACAGUGAGUGCUUCGCUAGCUGACUGGUUACUUGGAAGCAGACCUGUGGGUGCUUGCCAGGCUCCCUAUGUUCCCAGCACCAAUCUUGAAGAAUGGGUUACACAAAAAUGCCUGCUGGAGCCCAGCCAGGAGUUUAAUUCUUCCAAAGUCAGUUAUUUUGAGCAAGCCUGGGGAAAUCUAAAGGAUUUGGAAAAUUGGCUCCUGCAGAAUCAACAGUGUGAUGUUGCUGGGAAGACAGACUCCUCUGGCUCCAAGGACUCCACCUCUACUUUCAGCUCAUCCUUUUCCACUAUUGAAAAGGUGGAGAAACUGGAAUCCCUUGAACAAGAAGAGAUGGACCUUUCAGACUGGCUGCUUACUCCUGACACAGAAAAUGGAAGUGGUACUUCAGAUGAGAAAUGGAAAUACGAAUUUAAACCUUUUAGGGAAGAAUUUAACCUGGAUGAUUGGCUCCUCAAAGCUGAAACGUGUACGAAUUGUUGCGGCAGCCAGAUCAAAAGUGUGGAAAUUGAGAACCUGGGAAAUCUGAAGUGCCUGAAUGAGCAUCUUGAUGGAAAGAAAUCACCCACUACAUCUGCUGUAAAUGCUUGGCUGCUUCAGCAUCCCCAGACCCCCGUUAAGGUGGAAGAUGUGUGCAGAGCUAAUGAGCUGUGUGCCAGCUUUUCAGAGUGUGUGUGCGAUGAUAACUGUGGAAAAGUGGCUCUGUGUAAAUGGCUUCUGAAGAAAGAAGGGAAGGAUAAAAAUGGAGUUCCAGUCAGCCAGAAAGAUUUACCAAAUCCUGAGCACGAGAAGGCCAAGUCUGCUGACAGUGCCUGGCUUAACACCACACAGCAGCUCACAGGGGAACCCAUUAGUGCAGAGAAAGCAGAUUAUUCAGCAGAGGUUGCAGAACCCUGGAAAGCUCUGCUCGAAAGGCCUCUGACAAGCUGGCUGGCCAGGUCUGAACACACAGCAGAAAGUGCAGAAGAAAAGGCGAGUAGGGAAAAAGCAGAUAAUAAUUUCAAGAGUCCCUUCCUUGACCUCUUGGCUCCAUUCCACCUUCCCUUGAAUGUGAACAGUUGGGUGUUGACUUCAGACAACCUUGAAAACACUGCCCUGCCUCCAGUGGAAGAUAAAUGGCUUCUACGCAAGAAAGCACAAGACUUUGGCCUUCCUACAGUUUGUGACCUUUUUGCCUGUAUGAAACUCAGUGGAGAUAAAGAACAAUGGCUGUAUCAGACUCCUCUACAGAUGUGACCAACUGGAAGCAUUGAAAUCAUCCUCUUCCUGCUGAUCAAUCGCACAUCACGCUGAGCGACUGCAGCCAGCUGAAUUCCUGUGUUUGUGUUUGGCCGUCUGCUUUUUCUUCUAAAAUUAUAGCAAAAAGAAAAAUGACUCAUGACAAGAGUUAUGGUGCAGAAGAUGCCUUUUUUGUUAAGAUUAAUUCUGAAGUGUAAACUCACUGAGCAUAAGCAAUCUGCUACUAUAGAGGUGUUAGUAAAUUCCUGUCUGUUAAGGGGCUACAUGAUUCUUCUUUAAUGGGUUGUCACUUGAAGUAUGUUGAAGCCAGAUGUAAAGCAAAAUCUCUGGUGUUGUGACAUGUCCACCUUUGGCAGUGACUUUAGAAGACUGCUAUUCCAUUCAGCUGCUACAACUUUGUCAUGAGUUGGGUUCUGGCUUACUGGGUUUGCAAAGUAACUUAGGCUGUGUUUGGAAGCCAUUUCUUUUAUUGAGCAGUUGGUAAUUUUUAAGGUUUCCUUUGCAUUUUAUAUUGGUGUGUCUCCCAGCUGACUAUUUGUAGUCAGGUUUUGAAAAAGACAAGCACUGAUGGGACCUGAUGUGUGACAGGAGAAUUGGUAACUUAUUUUGGAACAAAAACUUGUCUUGCAAAGUUUUGAGCCAUUCAUUAGAUCAGAUCCUACCAUGUCCUCAGCAUUUAGUAACUAUCUGAAUUACACAUUUCAUCUUGCACUUUUUCAGUGAAUGUUUUUGCUCGUUUUAAAUAAUCUACAAUGAACUUUUAUUGACUAAACCACUAAGAAAGCGGGCAUCUUAGCCACAUAAUAUUUAAAGGUAAUAUUAGGGGAAUUUUAUGCCUUCUCAUCAGGUUGAUGGAAUGCUGUCUAAUUAGGAAAAACACUAACUUGGCAAAUUGUGUGGCUCCCACUGAUCUGUUUUAUAGAUAGUUAAGCCAUGGACUUCCAUGUUAUGCAUAUGAAAGUGGGGUCAAAUAACUGAUCCCUGGACUCAACAUGAGUAAUAACUCUCUAGAUACCUAACAUUUUGAGUCUAUAGGAAAGACUGUGGAGACAACAGAUGAAAAUGUGGAUCAAUGCCUGCCAGCUUUCAUGAAAAACUGUGAAUUUACAUAGUUUUUAGUGCAGCUUCUACUCACUUAACAAAUUGCUCUUAACAACUAUGAAAAAUAGCCUUCCCUUCUCCCCAUCCCUGCAGCCUGCCUGGAAUAAAAAUUAUUUCAGUUCUUCACAACUCUGUAGAAGAGGAAUUGGCGAGAUCCAACCAUGGGAUCUCCUGUCAGUGUGAACACAUUCCUGUCUGACAGAACCUGUGCAUUUCAUUUGAAAUUUUUAGUCUGAGAGGGGCACACUGUACAUGUGAUACCAAACCCCAAGAGGGCUUAACAUCAGUGGUCCACUUGAGGCUUUUGGACUUUGAUAGUUUUGGCUCUCUGCUAUAAUUAGAUGUUUUUGAAGCUGACUCCCUCCUUUGAACAUGUCCUUUUUACUGCAUGGGAAGACUGCACUGUGACUAACUCCAAUAACAGCCUAAUUUGAUUAGCAGUUGAACUUCAUUAAAGUGACUGAUAUGGAGCCCACCUCUUAUAAUUAAUUCCUUGUAGACAUCAUUGUGUGCUACUUUGUCAGUUCCUUACAAGCCUCUGAAACUUUGGGGUAUGUAUUCCUUUACUUACUCAACUUGUAUUGUUAUCACCAAUUGAUAUUUAUGUAAAACAUUGAUUAAUUUUUUCCAUUAAAAAGUAAUCUCAACU